This is a messenger RNA of Diaporthe citri, 2589 nucleotides long. RefSeq lists its product as uncharacterized. The record is from RefSeq and is a predicted model, not a curated record. Gene Ontology annotation, molecular function: DNA binding; zinc ion binding; DNA-binding transcription factor activity, RNA polymerase II-specific. The coding region runs from base 1 to 2589 and encodes 862 amino acids. The transcript has 3 exons. Gene Ontology annotation, cellular component: nucleus. Lineage: Eukaryota; Fungi; Ascomycota; Sordariomycetes; Diaporthales; Diaporthaceae. Gene Ontology annotation, biological process: DNA-templated transcription; regulation of DNA-templated transcription.
AUGAUGACGCCCACACCACCUUCGAACACGCCCUCCUCAGGGCCGCGCUCCCCCGACCAACACCGGGUUGUGCGCAAACGGAACAGAGUGCCGCUGAGCUGCUAUCCAUGUCGGUCCAGGAAGCUGAAAUGCGACCGGACUCACCCAUGCAGCAACUGCGUGAAGCGGGAAGGUGUCGACACUCUGGCUUGCUCCUAUGCGACUCCCUCCAACCGCAAGAGGAACCAGAACCAGCAGGGCAAUGGCCCUGACGACAUGCAGAACCGCAUUGACCGGCUGGAAGGCUUGGUCUUGUCCCUGAUGCAUGGCGGCGCCACCAUCUCCUCAGAAGCCGCAGCGGCCGCCGGGGCCGUCACAGCCAGCAGCAGCAGUACGAAAUCAUCAGGGCCCGGCGGCAACUCAGCAACCCCCAAUUCUUCGUCUGCAGGGGUCGGCCAGGAUGACGGAGAAAUGAGAGACGAUGAAGAGGAGGACAGUGAUAUCGAUGACGGGCUGGCCAACUCCCUCGGUGUGCUCAAGGUGGACCCCGACAGGGGAAAGUCUAUGUACAUUGGGCAGGAACACUGGCACACCAUUCUUGCCGACAUCUCCGAGGUCAAGAAUUACUUCAACAACCACAAGAAGGAUCUCGAGAAGAGCUAUGAGAAGGUGCUCCUGAGCAAACCGGCGUACGCUCGGAACGGGCCAACAUUUUUGAUGGGUGCUGCCCCAGCGACGGACGUCGAACUGAGGGCAGAAUUGCCUCCCAAAUCGGCGGUAUUGACACUCUGUGCUCGGUACUUCAAUUCCAUGGACAAUGCGGUCAACAUCAUCCAUGCCCCUACCUUCCACCAGCAGCUGCGCGCGCACUGGCAGGACCCGAGCAAGACGCCGCUCAUGUGGCUAGGCUUGCUGUAUUCCAUCCUGUGCCUGGCAAUGUUGAGCUAUCACAAGGUCGGGGAUGAGCCGCCUGAGUGGAAAGGCAGGACUCUUGAGCUGGCCGCUGAAUAUCGGUUGCGGACCGUGCAGUGCCUCAUCACCGCGGACUACACCAAACCGAGCGAGUACACUGUGGAGACCAUGCUUCUCUAUGUCUUCGGGGAAUUCUCGUCGAGGUGGGACGCGGACCUGUCACUGUGGCUUAUUUGCUCCUUGGUGACCCGCGUGGCAUUUCGAAUGGGUUUCCACAGAGACGCCAAAUGGUUUCCAUCGCUCACACCAUUCCAAGCUGAAAUGAGAAGGCGAACAUGGGCUCUGGUGAGAAUGUCUGAUGUUGUCUUUUCACAUCAGGUUUCUCUUCCGAGUAUGAUCUACGAUCAGGACUGUGAUACGCAAUUGCCACAUAACAUCUUUGACGAAGAAUUUGGCCCAGACACCAAAGUACUUCCACCAUCUCGGCCAAGCAGUGAGCCGACCCCUGUCAGCUACAUGAUUGUCAAGGUCAAGCUCUGCCUGGAGCUGGGGAACAUACUGCAGGUGACAAACCGGGUUGGGAAGCAGGCAGCAUACGACGACAUCCUGAGGUUUGACGCCAGGCUGCGGGAACUCAGAGACGAGAUCCCUCCGCAUCUGAAGAUGCAGCCUCUGGAGGGGUGUAACGACCCUCUCACCAUGAUCGUCGCGAGGUUCAACGUCGAUAUCUUGUACCUGAAGAUAGUAUGUCUUUUGCAUCGGAAAUACCUGGCACGUUCGAGGCACAACCCCAGAUACGCGCACUCCAGGCGAAGUGCUAUAGAGGCGUCGCUGGAGAUGCUACGGCACCUGAUCAGCCUGCACCGGGAGUCACAACCCAAUGGUCGGCUGCGGGCGAUCAAAUGGUUUGUUGCAUCAAUAGCGACAAAGGAGUUCCUCCUGCCCACAAUGCUGGUGAUUCUCGACUUGCAUUUUGACAAGCAGACGGAUGGCGCCGGCCGGUGGCGACAAGACUCGCUCUCGGCGAAUUUCUGGACUCCGGAGCAGCGCCUAGAGAUGGUGCGCAGUCUCGAAACGACGCGAGACAUAUGGGAGGGCAUGACGGAUGGGUCGAUGGAGGCAGUCAAGGCCUACAACAUCAUCAAGAUUAUGCUUGAUCAGACCAAGAGCCCCGGGCCGGAAAGCCAGCCCAGCAACGCGCCGUCGGCCGUUCCCCAACAGGCCCCGGCCCCGACAAAGGACGACCUGUUUUCCAACGUAGGCGGUGCCAGUCUGGAGCCGGAGCAGUCGGCGGCCAUGACCCUGGGCAUGAUGUCCUCUGGCGGGCUGACGCCCGAUACGGCGGCUGCCUUUGGGGGCGCCAUACAGAGCCCCGGGGGGACGACAUACCCAGGAAUGGACCUGUCGGUACCCCCGGUUGGCGAGGGGACAGGCAUGACACCCGACUUCUCGGGUGAUCUGGGACUGAACCCCGGGUCGCCCUUUUCGUCCAUGUUCGGCAACGGCAUGGACAUAGGGCAGAAUUUCGACUGGGAUGCACUGCAAAAUUAUACGGAAAACACCAAUUGGGGAACUGAGAACCAGUUUCAGACGUUCUUUGGGGGCGAUACGAGCAACAUGGGCCAGGGUCGGAGCGGUCCCUCACCCGGCAGCGGGGACGGGUUCUCGUUCAGCACGCCUGGGAGCAGCUCGAAAUAG